This is a messenger RNA of Naegleria gruberi, 825 nucleotides long. RefSeq lists its product as uncharacterized. NCBI's taxonomy places the organism in Eukaryota, Heterolobosea, Eutetramitea, Acrasida, Naegleriidae. The record is from RefSeq and is a predicted model, not a curated record. The transcript has a single exon. The coding region runs from base 1 to 825 and encodes 274 amino acids.
AUGAUAAUUUUCAUUCCAUCAUUUAGAAGGUCUAUAAAGAAUCCUGCUUAUUAUUUAUGUAUUCUUGGCUUGGUGUUUUUAGUGUUGGCCAUUGUGUAUAGUGUAUAUUUCUCGAGUAAUUAUGCUGAUUUGCAACCUAAGGCAGCUAUUUGUAGUGUGUUUGAUGCCAAUACUAAGAGGAGAAUAUGUUCGGAAGCUGAUUGUCAAUUGGUGAAAAAGUUUAAUGUGAAUUCUUAUAAAUUACCGACACGGGCUAAUAUUCAUUAUUCAGAAACAAAGAAGAUGGACCAUAAAUUUACAAUUUCGGAACAAGAUAUUGGACAGGAGAGUCCUGUUGAAUGUAUUGCUGGAAUGACCACGUGUUAUGAACCUGGAUGGGAUGUCAAUUCGAAUCUAAACGAAUGGAUUAGAAGAAUUUCAACUAACAUGGUAACAACAGAUAAGGAACAAGCAUUGAACAUGGUUCAAUCAUUGACCAAUUCAACUGCAGAUACAUUCUGGAAUUGUUAUGAAAGAUUUGAAAUUCUAAAUUGGUAUUUAUCAGAUUUUCCAUUUCUACUUCCAACAACUGAUCUGAUUUUGAUUUGUGUGUUUUAUCCUCUUUCAAUUUUGGUAUUUUCAGUAGCUAUUAUAUUUAUCUGGUGGAGAGUAGCUGUGGCAAGAAAGAAUAGAGCACCAACAACAACUGAAACAAGCAACUCAAAGGUAAAUUCAAAGAAAAAACAAAGCAAGACUAAAUCAAGUGAAAAGCAACCUCUGGUGAUUAAUGCUCAACCAAACAAUGAAUCUAACAUGGCACGAACAAAUGGAAAUUCAAUGGUUUAA